GUGGAACACAGCCAACAGACCGACCCAGACCAUCAACUCUCCCACCUGAACCUGUCGUGGUGGAACACAGCCAACAAGACCUACCUGGGCCAUCAACUCCACAGUCAGCUGUGAAUCAUAUCACUGUGCCCAGUUUUACGCAUCAACAGAGCAAGCGUUUGUGUUUGCCUGGAGCGCAGGUGUGCGGAACCAGCUCAGCCAUGACAUUCCUCCGCAGGUUGCAAUGGAACGACUCCUCCGUUCUAAUCCAUCCCCCCGGGUUCUACAUCAUCUGCUUCACCUCCCUGCCUUUUGCCAACCUCUACUUCAUCUUCCUCGCUUUCGUUUACGUGGUGUCAGUCGUGUUCAACACAUUUGUGAUCUAUAUAAUAUCCGUGGACCUUCGCCUCCACAAUCCCAAGUAUAUCGCGGUUGGUAACCUCGCGGUGGUUGAUCUGGUGCUGAAUACUUGCAUUAUUCCCGGUAUGCUAAAGGCGUUUCUUGUUAAGAGCAAUUUUGUGCCGUUUAAUCUGUGUAUGGUACAGAUGUAUGUGUAUUAUUCCUUCAUAUCUAUGGAAUCGUUCUCCAUCGCUGUGCUCGCCUAUGACCGUAUGAUCGCCAUAUGUUUCCCUCUGAGGCACGGCUCCAUCAACACCAUGACCAGUAUGUCGUGUAUUCUCGGUGUCAUCUGGUGCUUCUGUCUUGGUGUACCGAUAUUCAGCACAGCCAUUAUGACCAGGCUGUCCUACUGCGAUUCCGUUAACGUCUACAGCUAUUUCUGUGAUUACGCACCAGUGUUUCGGCUGGCAUGUAACGACAACUCCCUGCAAUGGGCUGUGGCUUCAGUUCUGAGCCUGGUUAUCCUCCUCGGCCCACUGUCCUUCAUCAUUCUGUCAUACAUGAGUAUUCUAAUCGCUGUGUUCAGGAUGAAAAGCGUUGAGAGUCGCGUGAAAGCGCUGGCCACCUGCACUGAGCACCUCAUUCUAGUGGCAGUAUUCUUCUUUCCGGUUCUGACUAUUUUCAUGGUUGGGUUAUUAGCGCGCAUCAAACCAGACCCUGACCUGCGCGUACUGAGCCUGUCGCUGGCCUCGUGCAUCCCGCCCUGUCUCAACCCCAUCGUCUACUCUCUGAAAACUAAAGAGAUCAAGAGCAAAGUGCUCACCAUGUUCAGGAGAAUUAAAGUUCAAGUAGUUAACGAUUGAUCUUUACGCAUAGGUUGCUACAUAGGUUUGCUACGUGCGUGAAGUUACCAUCAAAUCAAAUGUAUUGGGCUGUCCAUAUCAAGGGGUUGAAAUGGGGGAGGACAUGCAUAUAACUCAUACAUAAUUUAUUUGGUCCUUUCGAAGAUUACAUAUCAUGCACUUGGCGUGUCAUUGCUUAAAAGUGAGUUUAUAAUGAGCAAGCAACGUUUUCAAUCUAUCAUCCGUUUUAUUCUCAACAUUUUAAUUGAUUGUCAUGAUUGUGUCAUGGUUGUCCAUCUGAUGAAGAAGGCCCAUCCACACACACUCCCCCUUGUUAAACACAGAGGUAUCACAUAAAUGACUAUCAAUGAUUUACAUUUCCUUUUCAGCUUUCCUACACAUUCUGAAAUAACAACACAUUUGCUCAUCCUAAUCCUAUGUUAUCAACCAAAUGUAAUCCCUUGAAAUGGGCAUGGUAGGCUCUAUAACUGACUGAAUAUUCCCAACAUCUUCUAGUAAUAAAGCAGAAAAUCCAACACAUACUGUAUCUCUGUAAUGUUUUACAUUGUAAAGAAAUAAAGUGUAUUAUUAUUUUUAUUAUUAUUAUUAUCAUCAUCCUAACCCUGUCAUCAACCAAAUGUAAUCCCUUGAAAUGGGCAUGGUAGGCUCUAUAACCGACUGAAUAUUCCCAACAUCUUCUAGUAAUAAAGCAGAAAAUCAAACACAUACUGUAUCUCUGUAAUGUUUUAUUUUCUGAGUACUUCAACAGGUUUAAAAAGGCUACCUGGUUGAUCCUGUUCUUUUAUCAAUAUGUUCUCAAUAUUUGUCACUAUGUUUUUAUCUGUUUAAAUCCUGAUCUGUGAAGCUCACUGGACUGCAAUAUAUUAUAAGAAAGAUGGUAAAGAAAUAAAGUCUAUUAUUAUCAUCAUGCUUUGUGAAAUACAAGCCUUGGCACAAACUGCAGGGUUAGAAACAAGCUCAUUUUAGGAGUGUAGAACCGUCAGAGAAUAUGUGUUUCCUUUGGCAUGUAACCACACUCCACGUAGUGGCUUCCUGUCAUUCAGGGAGGGGGUUGCCUGUUUUGCAUGUUAUUUUAGAAUUAAUACAUGUCUCAUAUCAGUUUGCAAACAAUGUCAAAUAAAACGUUUUAUUAUUGACUUAA
Messenger RNA from Oncorhynchus keta (chum salmon), 2322 nucleotides. Its product is annotated as olfactory receptor 1M1-like. Gene Ontology annotation, cellular component: membrane. The record is from RefSeq and is a predicted model, not a curated record. Gene Ontology annotation, biological process: G protein-coupled receptor signaling pathway. Gene Ontology annotation, molecular function: G protein-coupled receptor activity; olfactory receptor activity. Bases 201 to 1181 code for a protein of 326 amino acids. The transcript is spliced from 2 exons. Lineage: Eukaryota; Metazoa; Chordata; Actinopteri; Salmoniformes; Salmonidae.